CCAGAUCUUGUGACACAGGUGUUGGUGCCGUCCUGUGACGGAUUUAACCUCUCAGUUGUUGGGUGUAAGGAGGAUAGGAAGCAAAGAUGCCUAAACCGAUCAAUGUCCGUGUGACCACCAUGGAUGCAGAGCUGGAGUUUGCCAUCCAGCCGAACACCACGGGAAAGCAACUCUUCGACCAGGUGGUGAAAACAGUGGGCCUGCGUGAGGUAUGGUUCUUUGGCCUACAGUAUGUGGACAGUAAAGGCUAUACAACCUGGCUCAAACUUAAUAAAAAGGUCACUCAGCAAGAUGUGAAGAAGGAAAGCCCUCUGCAGUUCAAGUUCAGAGCCAAGUUCUUUCCCGAGGACGUGUCAGAGGAACUAAUCCAGGAAAUCACCCAGAGACUCUUCUUCUUGCAGGUCAAAGAGGCCAUCUUGAACGAUGAGAAUUAUUGUCCUCCAGAAACAGCCGUGCUUCUGGCCUCGUACUCUGUCCAGGCCAAGUAUGGCGACUACAGCAAAGAUGUACACAAAGCGGGAUACCUGACCCAUGACAGACUGCUGCCUCAGAGAGUGUUGGAGCAGCACAAGCUGACGAAGGAACAAUGGGAAGACAGGAUACAGACUUGGCAUGAGGAACACAGGGGAAUGCUAAGAGAGGACUCGAUGAUGGAGUAUCUUAAGAUCGCCCAGGACUUGGAGAUGUAUGGAGUCAACUACUUUGAGAUCAAAAACAAGAAAGGCACACAGCUGUGGCUGGGCGUGGAUGCCCUUGGCCUCAAUAUUUAUGAGCACGAGGACAAACUAACGCCAAAAAUUGGCUUCCCAUGGAGUGAAAUUCGAAACAUCUCUUUCAACGACAAGAAGUUUGUCAUCAAACCAAUCGACAAGAAGGCACCGGACUUUGUGUUUUAUGCCCCACGGCUGCGCAUCAACAAGCGUAUUCUGGCUUUGUGUAUGGGUAAUCACGAGUUGUACAUGAGGAGGAGAAAGCCUGACACCAUUGAGGUGCAACAGAUGAAGGCUCAAGCCCGGGAGGAGAAACACCACAAACAGAUGGAGAGGGCCCAGCUGGAGAAUGAAAAGAAGAAGCGAGAGCUUGCAGAGAAAGAGAAAGAAAGGAUAGAGCGGGAGAAAGAAGAGCUGAUGGAGAGGCUGAGACAGAUUGAAGAGCAGACGAUGAAAGCUCAGAGAGAACUUGAGGAACAGACUCGCCGAGCUAUGGAGCUUGAGCAGGAAAGAAAGAGGGCACGGGAGGAAGCCGAAAGGCUGGAGAGAGAAAGACGAACAGCCGAGGAGGCCAAGUCGGAGCUGGCCAAGCAGGCAGCAGACCAGCAGAAGAACCAGGAGACACUGGCUGCUGAGUUGGCUGAAUUUACAGCCAGGAUUGCUCUCCUGGAGGAAGCCAAGAAGAAGAAAGAGAGCGAGGCCACCGAGUGGCAGCACAAGGCUUUGUCAGCCCAGGAGGACCUGGAGAAGACCAAAGAGGAGCUGAAAACAGCCACGACGGUGCCAGCACAUCCAGGUGGCAACGCUGAGAGCGAGCACGACGAGCAGGAUGAGAACCACGCAGAAGCCAGCGCUGAACUAUCCAACGAGGGAGUUAGCCAGCUGGACCUCCGCAGUGAAGAGGAGCGAGUCACCGAAGCUCAGAAGAAUGAGAGGGUGAAGAAACAGCUUCAGACUUUAAGUUCAGAGUUGGCCCAGGCUAGAGAUGAAACCAAGAAGACGCAGAACGAUGUGCUGCACGCCGAGAACGUGAAAGCCGGCCGGGACAAAUAUAAAACGCUACGUCAGAUUCGACAGGGCAACACCAAGCAGCGCAUCGACGAGUUCGAGUCCAUGUGAGGACAACAGCUCCAACCUCGCGGGCUUUUUCCCCUUUGGGAGUGGAAGCUUCCUAACUUUUCUCCAAAACGACUCAAUGUGUUUUUUUUUUGUUUUUUUUUUAUUCCACGGACAACAGAUGCUGCCGUCCUCAUAAUCCCACAGAAUCUCCCUCAGAGUACUGCAUCAAUCUGGUGAAAUCCUCUUCUCAAACUUUGCCAAAGUCCUGUCCCACAUUCCCUCUUUGAAAUACGCCAUUUCGAAUAAUUAUUUUGUCAUCAUAUUGCAGAAGUCUGUAAUCUGCCAGCAGUUGGGAAACGGUAACCACCAAAACGGGAAUAUUACAUUGCCAUAGAAGGCUACUUCUGUUUGAUCUCUUCUGUUUUUCUGUUUGCUUAGCAGCUUGUAAACAAAGCUUUAGGAUGACUUUACGUCCUGUCCUCAUCUCUUUAGGUUUCCCCCUUCUGCUUUUGGUUCAAUUUGUUUUAGUGACGCCCUUUUUAGUUGUCUGACACAUGCGGUUUAAGUCCUGGGAACAGUAAGGACUGAGGUUUGGGGAACAAUGGGUCACUUGGGCGUUGGCUGCGCUUUAUCUGUCGGAGCUCAUUGCUCUAUUUGAACAGUGGGCUGAUCUGAGGUCCACUCACUAUUUUCACGUGAUUCAAACUACGAUUUAAAGUGACAUUUAUAGAUUUCUAUGGAAGACUGUCACUGCAGUAUUUUAAUAGGCUGAAUAUCAAUAUUUUCAGAUUUUUAAGAAAAUCUCCUGAAUGAAAUUGAAGUGAACUGACCCUUGUGAGGGAAGGAGCCACUUGUCACAUGGCAGAUUUUUGACGGGCGAAUGUAUCAAAAGUAAUGAGGGAAAGGUUUUUGCUUUUUGUUUUGUUUUUUGUUACUCCUCUCCUCUAACAGGUCAUAGGAUAGCAUGUGAUCAGGCUGUGCCACUGAGCUGUGGCCCACAAGUUCAAGUAUUAUGAAGAUAGGCUUAUUGGUCGGAGCAUUGCUGUGUGUUUGUACGAGAGUUCCUUUCAGUUGCGUCCCAGUGUUUCAUUCCCGGUCACCAUAGAUGGUUUUCUCUGCCCACCAGCUCACAAAGGAACCAGGGAAUCAAACGGACAGACAGACUUUAAACCACAUCCAUGCGGUUUGUCUGCCUGUCCCAUUGUUUUUGUGUGUGUGUGUGUGUGUGUGUCUUUGGUUGAUGCUGCAUGAUUCUGUUCUGGUGUGGAAUCUGAGGCCUGGCACCUCUCUGGCUGGGGAGCUUACGAAAACAUCUGUCCCUGCCCGGGACGUUCGUCUACCUCAGUUUUAAUAGCAGUGGUGACUGACAGUCAAACACUUGGGGUGCUUUUCCCACCCGACCUCCCAAUGAGUCCCAAACAGUCGUGCUGUUACAUUUCAGAUCUCCCCAAAAGACGACAUGAUAGAAAAGGGUUAUUUCUUCCAUUUAAAGCAGAUUUUACACGACAGUCUCCCCUGUCCUUGUUGAGAUGCUGCAUUUAAUCCACUUGUUUGGUCCAAAAAGAGAUAAAAAAUUAUCAGAAUGUGCUGUUUGGAGCAAGAGCCAUUCAUGCAGCAGCCUCCUGUGAAGAGUUGAGAUUGGAGGGCGGAGCUGCUGAUGGCUGGGUCCACAGAGCUGCCCGCACCGGUAAAGAAG
Molecule: messenger RNA, 3465 nt
Organism: Menidia menidia (Atlantic silverside)
Lineage: Eukaryota; Metazoa; Chordata; Actinopteri; Atheriniformes; Atherinopsidae
Source: the annotation of a GenBank genome assembly